Messenger RNA from Scleropages formosus (Asian bonytongue), 2131 nucleotides. RefSeq names its product sphingomyelin phosphodiesterase acid like 3A (gene smpdl3a). The transcript is spliced from 8 exons. The coding region runs from base 94 to 1449 and encodes 451 amino acids. Gene Ontology annotation, molecular function: sphingomyelin phosphodiesterase activity. Lineage: Eukaryota; Metazoa; Chordata; Actinopteri; Osteoglossiformes; Osteoglossidae. The record is from RefSeq and is a predicted model, not a curated record. Gene Ontology annotation, biological process: sphingomyelin catabolic process.
CGUCGCGAGACUCGGUGCCGCGGCACGUCCAGUAGCGCGCUGUGGGAAAACAAAAAACCGACACCUUUGCGACGUCGCGGUUCCACGAGAGCCAUGGAUCGCCGGCUCUGUGUCCACCUGUGCUGCCUGCUGAGCGCAUGCGCGCUCGCGGCCGUGUCAGGCGCACCGAUCCAGAGCGCACCCGUGACAGGUAAAUUCUGGCACAUUUCAGAUCUGCAUUUGGACGCCACUUAUCACGUGUCAGAGGACCACAGCCAGGUGUGCUUAUCCUCCAAGGGUCAUGAAGCGUUGAACCCUGGCGAAUUCGGGGACUAUAUGUGUGACUCGCCGUACGAGCUCAUCCUGUCGGCCUUUGACUUCAUGAAGCGGUCGGGGCAGCUCACGGACUUCAUCAUAUGGACGGGAGACAGUCCUCCUCACUUUCUGGUGGAAAAGCUGUCGACUGACAUUGUGGUCCAGAUCCUCAGCAACAUGACCAGCACUAUCAGGAAGUACUUUCCGGAGCUGAUGGUGUACCCAGCUCUUGGCAAUCAUGACUACUGGCCUCAGGAUCAGUUUCCCAACUCCACUAACAAGAUUUACCAAGCAGCAGCAGACCUCUGGGAGCCUUGGUUAAAGACGGAAGCAAUCAAAACGCUAAGAGCAGGCGGGUUUUACUCCCAGCUGGUGCAGCCCGGUCUCCGUGUGGUCAGUCUUAACACCAACUUGUACUACAGUCCGAACAAAGUGACCACAAACAUGACGGACCCAGCGGGUCAGUUCCGGUGGUUGAUGGAAACUCUGGAAUCGUCGCGGCAGAACGCUGAGAAAGUUUACAUCAUUGCCCAUGUUCCGAUCGGCUACCUGCCCCAGUGUAAUAGUACAACCGCCAUGCGUGAAGUCCAUAACGAACGGCUGGUGCAGAUCUUCCGGAAGUACGGCGACGUCAUAGCUGGCCAGUUCUACGGUCACACGCAUCGAGACAGCGUUAUGGUGCUCCUGGAUGACCAAGGAAAACCUGUUAGUUCCGUGUUCGUCACACCGGCCGUCACUCCGAUCAAGGACGCAAGUGAACCUUACUCCAACAACCCGGGAGUCCGCCUGUACAAGUACGACCCCCGGAGCUUUGGCAUGUUGGAUGUUGUGCAGUACUUUUUGAACCUCACGGAAGCCAACGAAGAGCGGAAGGCCGACUGGAAGCUGGAAUACGUGAUGACGGAGGCUUUCGACAUAAACGAUGUUGAGCCGCAGAGCUUGCAGAAACUCGCCAGGAGUUUUGCAGGGUGCCGCAGCGAAGCUUUUCAGAAGUACUUUAAUCACUUCAUGGUGAGCUACGACGACACCAUUGUUUGCCAAGGGCUCUGUAAGACUCGUCAGGUCUGCGCGGUGCAGUUCCUGGACAGCGCUACCUACAGCCAGUGCGUGGAAGGGCGGCUGAGGUCACAAGGACUAGAUCAUAACUUCUUUUGAUGACGUGUGCAGUACCUGUGGAAAAUGACAGCGCUGAUGCCAGUGCUGCAAAUUUUAAAUUUUAAAGUGUAAUUUUUUAAAACAGAGCUAAAAAAAAAAUGCACUUUAUAUUUUUAACAUUCAGAUUGAAUUUGAGAUUAUAAUUAUGGAUAUGGGGGCUCAGUGUAUCUUGCAUACAGUCCUUGAUUAUAAUAAAUAGUCAAUGUAAAGGGAUUCAGAUAUAAGGUGCUAAACACUAAGAAAUAAAAUGUAAUUUCUGCAGUGGCAAAUAACUGCAUUUCAUUUGACUUUGAUUCCUUUAAAGGUCCAUGUGAUGUUUUGUACUGGAAAAAAGUACUAGUGUGCACUCUGGAUCAGUAAUACUCGUUUUGUAGUUUGGACUGAAUCUUAAAUGGGGUCGGUGGCUGUUUCAGCAUCUCUGUGUUUAAGCAUUUAAUCACCCAGGGUAGCAUGUGGUACGUAAUGCUUUGCAAUAAGAAAUUGUCAGGUUUGAAUCCCAGUCUUGCAGUUUUACGCUUGAUACUUACCCUGAAUUGAGAAAGUAAAAAUUACCCAGUUGUUCAAAAUUGUAAAAAAACAUGGUGAGUAGCUUAUAAUACGAUUCUAAUAUAUUGCUUUGGAGGUUUCAGUUUAAUACAUAAAUAAAAAUGACCUGUUCUUGUCUGGUGUACGUGGGUGGCGC